AUCAAUGACCAUAUAAGGCAAUGCAAACGAAGGACACUAUCCUUGGGGAAUAUGUUUGAUAUGUAAGAAGGCAGUUAUUUAUUGAUAAAAUCAGGGUGUUUCCAAGGAAGAAAAUAGUUUUUCACUUUAUGCCCGUUACUUCUGGGCGCUGUUAAAAAUUAAACGCAGCAAAGAGAUUGGUAGGGCAUGCGCCUUAAAUCAAUGGCGUCUUUUUUCCCUUGGCACUGCAAAGUAGGGGGGAGGCGUUAAAUACCAUGGCAACUAAUAAUAAUGUCCUCUUCUUUCAUAGUAUAAAUUUAGCUUGCAAGAUAAUUUCAAAGAAUUGCUCAUAAUGAUUUUAAUAAGACUUCCUCUAUGUGUCGUUUUAGGAACGUAACAGUAUCUUCAAGUUGGUCUAUCGAAAAUUUCCCUUAUUUUCCUCUUUUAAGAAUGAAUUUAACAGAUUCGCUGUUUCGUUGCCACGGAAAUAGAAAAGUUAUCAAACUUUUAAAGAAAGUUCGUCUCUAGAUAUACAUACACGGCCAAAAAGUUUGAAGUUCGCUGUUACAAAACAAAAAGAUAUGAUCUAGGAUUGACUCGGUGGUUGGGGACUUGGGAAAACAGUGUCGAAUCUGUUUUAAAGAUGAUAAUAAGUUGAUGCCCCAUGGAGUCACAGGAAUUUGCACAAUUAAGAAAAGCUAAGUAGAGAGUGAAAAUUGACAGUAUUUAUUCUUGAAAAAUUAUUUAUUUGAUUUACUUUAAAAACUUCAGCUGAGCUGGCUUAUGGCUGAAGAAGCGCGAAACUAAAUUAGCUAACAAGGAAUGUGUUGAGCUUAAUAAUUAAUAAUAGCCGAGGAUCCAGUAAAAAUGCUGAUAACUUUACAAAUAGAAGCGCUGAAAACUGCCGCAAUAGUCAACAGAAUGAGCUAAUUGCUAAUAAUAUGCUACUUAAGCCAGGUUUCCAUUUCAUCUCUCACGAUUGCGCGAUCACUAAAAUGGUGCGACUACUUGGAAACCAGCCUUUAACGUAACUCUGACCGUCGUUCACCUGUUAUGUAAACAUUUGUAAAAAAGCCCGAACGAGCUUUAUGUUUUACGUUUCCUUAGCAAGCCUUAUUUUGUCUUCUUUUUAGCAAAAUUAAAAAAAAAAGAUAUAGAAAAUAAAUUGAUAACGUAUGCUUUGUUUCGAAUACUCAACCACUUCGACUAUCACUUUUUCGAAAUUGAAUUACGAAUUGUCCUCACAUUCCAAACAUACUUUAAAAAAAUUGUCAAGCUGUGACUGGAAAACAACAACUUUUCAUUUAACCUAAUUAAACUGAUAACUUGAGAUUACUCUCUAGAAAAAUAAUCAGAAUUGCUCUAAGACUAUAUUUAUUGACGACACACAUCACCUAAUUCCCCAUAAUGCAUUGCCGUAGCGCGGUUCAUGCGGCAUUUUGGAUGCGCGUGUAACAUGGUAAACACGGUUCUAUUAUAUUUAUUACAAAGGUAUCCUGAUUGGCGACAUAACAAACUUGGCUUUCUCGUGUAGACUUCUAUGGUAUGUCAGUUUCUUGAGUUUUAAUGAUUUUUCUAACUAUAUGAUUUGUGCAAUUUUAGUUCGAAGAUGUUCCGAGAUGGUCAAAUGGAAAACUUUAAGGGAGCGUGGGUGAGAUCUCAGCACGGGGCCAAUGAAAUAUUUCGCCUCCCGCUCGUAAUUAAUCUGGGUCCGCAUAAAAUAGCUAGUAAGUUUGUUUUUGAGUCUUAGUUGGCUGUGUUGAAGGGAAGUCAUUCGCGCAUCUUAAUCCACGGGUCAUGUAUUUCUAUCUCGUAUCAUGCCUUCUAAUGGCAAGCAGCUCAAAUGGUAAAAAACAAAAGCCAGUGGUUAAUGACGGGGGUGAAUUCUCUUUCGCGAACUUCAACGAACAUCUGAACUCCUAUCUUGAGGUGCAAGCGCUAGUAAGGACGAUGGAACCGAAUUUGAUGAUGUGCUGGGAGAAGUGCAUGGAUGAGUUCCCAUCUUGUUUGUCGAUCAAUGCAGGAAAAAAGGACUCUGCUGAUUCGAUUUAUAAGACCUGGUGCGAACUUCUGUCUGACGACAAGUUUAACGCCUCAGACAAGUUCAACUUUAACACGUCGUCAAACCAUUACAGCAUUCCGAAUCCGUGUGACCAACUGAAGUGUGCGAAUGGCGGAAAAUGUCGUGCGAACUAUGGCGGUAAUACUGGAAAAUGUCAGUGUGGACCUGGCUUUACUGGGGAAACGUGCGACACAGAUGCCUUUGACGACUGCGCAAGUGCUCCGUGUAAGAACAAUGGAACUUGCCAAGACAUUGGAAACAGCUACAUCUGCACAUGCGCAGAAAAAUUCGCCGGGAAAAACUGCACACUGAAUUGCACGGCACUUGGCAUGGAGGACCGCAGGAUUCUCGACUCUCAGAUCACGGGCUCAUCGUCAUUGAGCUAUUAUUGGGCACCCGCGGCCGGGCGCCUGCGCAAUUCGUUCACAUUUGGCGUUACGUAUGGGUGUUGGCGGCCAGCACGCGCACAAGUCGACGAGUACUUACAGGUGGAUUUACUCGCGGUGAAGAACAUCAGCAAAGUCGCCACUCAAGGCCAGCCCUAUCUUCUCGACAUGACCCAUUGGGUGACGCGAUAUGCACUCAGCUACAGCCUGGACGGUGUCACGUGGACGAACUACCCGCACGAAUUUCCUGGUAAUACCGACCUUGAAUCAGUAGUGUCACACACACUUCCGGUCACCAUCCAGGCCAGGUACAUCCGGUUCGUGGUGAAGGCGUGGAAUGUCAACCCUGCGAUGAGAGUCGAGAUCUACGAGUGCGGGGCCUAACUCAGGAUGAAGUGAUAGCCGAUUACUUUCUUCAUUUAUUUGUUUGUGUCGUUUAUAGUCAUGUAGAACCAGGGCCGUAGCAGGGAGUGGGGUAUGGGGACAAGUGUACCCCCAAUGUUUUUUAUUAGACUAUAUUGGACUAUUAGAAAAUGACCAGAAUGAGCGUGGCUAGGCUAUGGUGUCGUUUAGUGUCUUUUAUAGUCAUGUAGAAACAGGGCCGUAGCUAUGCCACCAAUAUUUUCUUAAUCUUUCUGUAUCGUGCCCCCCCCCCCCCCCCCCUAAUAUUUGGAAGCCUGAUUUUUUUUCACUUAAUUUGCGUCGUUUUGUGUCUUUUAUAGUCAUGUAGAACUAGGGCCGUAGCAAUGGGGGACUGGGGGCAUGUGUCCCCCGAUAUUUUCAAAAACUAUAAGAAAAUGACCAGAAGGGGCGUGGCUGUGCCCCCAAUAGUUUAUUAUUUCGAAGCCUGCUACGGCACUGGGAACAAUUCCCUUCACGGAGGUGUACAACAUUCUUUUCAACCUUGUAUUGAUUUAUAGCUUGUUUACACACCACGCCUACGCGUCCAUCUAGUUUGUCUAUAGCCUGUUUACACACCACGCCUACGCGUCCAUCUAUUUUGUCUACAGCCUGUUUACACCCUACGCCUACGCGUCCAUCUAGUUUGUCUAUAGCUUGUCUGUAUUGUACACUCCCAAAUGUUUAAAGUUCACCAACUAACCACGCAGCGUAGAUUAGAGGAUGGUAGAGAUUUUUGUUUGCUCUACCACCAGACCACCGGUCAACACGUCUAGCGGCUUGAUAGAGAGACGCUUCGCCUUUUCGUCUCAUUUGCCUGUUUUCAGUGAAAUUCUCGAUUUUUUUAUGUAGCUUUGCACGCUUUGAAAAUAAAGCUUUUCUGCUUUAAAAACGGAGCAGGAGUAUGUUUUUUGGACUCUUUGAUGGUAUGAUGAAUACAUGUCAUUUUCAAGUAUCCUUGUAUCAAAGUGUUGAGAUUUGAUGCCUUUGCAUAGUCGAAUUACACUCGACCCGAAUCAAGGGCUUCAGUAUAAUAAGAGUAGGGGAUGUUUUGGUCGACUAACCCACAAGCCCUGGCUCAAUCAAAACAACCAAAUUCUGUGAAUGGAUAUUAAUCUCUAAAUGCCAUCCAAAGUCGUUCCUGAAUGCGAUAGAUGUACUCCAAAAUGCUGUCUUUGGGAAUGUAUUGAUAUUGUUGAAUAAACGUUUUUUUGCCUCUG
Nematostella vectensis (starlet sea anemone) is the source of this 4046-nucleotide messenger RNA. RefSeq names its product lactadherin. The transcript is spliced from 5 exons. The record is from RefSeq and is a predicted model, not a curated record. Bases 1777 to 2811 code for a protein of 344 amino acids. Gene Ontology annotation, molecular function: calcium ion binding. NCBI's taxonomy places the organism in Eukaryota, Metazoa, Cnidaria, Anthozoa, Actiniaria, Edwardsiidae.